GCACCAGACCGGCACUGCUCCUCUCCGCGCCGCUGCCAAUUGCCAAAUUCCCAGGGGACGGAAUGGGGCCAUCGCCCAUCCCCACCACACCAUCCGCCACCAGCCGCUUGCCCUUCCUGGCUUCCUCCCCUGCCGCUGCCGCGCUCCUAAUAAUUGCAUCACCCCGUGCCCGCCCUGCUUAAUCCUGCUGCAGAAGUAGCCAUAAUCCUGUGCCUGCCACCUCCCUGCCUGCUUAUAUCACCACACCAGCUAGCUCCCCAUCACCGCCACCGCCGACUACUGCUGCUGCCACCGCCCGCUGGCUGGCUAAAAGCGCGUAGGCUGUGACCGACUGCGAGGGCACCGCACCGGAGAAGGAGCACGCCCGCGCCCGCGCGAACCGCAGCGCAGAGGCAGGGGACUUGUCCGCAGGUCGGUCGAUCGGUCGGCAUGAAGCUCCCGCUGCUGCGGCCGCUGUGGCCGGGCCUGGGCCCCGCGGCGGGGCCGGCCGACGCGGCGCCGGAGCCGGCCAAGCCGUCGCUGCCGGCAACGUGGCUGCUGCUGCACGCGCUCUUCUGCGCCACCUCCAUGGCCGUCGGCUUCCGCUUCUCCCGCCUCAUCGUCUACCUCCUCUUCCUGCCCACCCCGCCCAUCAACCCCGCCGCGCACCUCGUCUCGCUCGUGUCCCCACCCGCCGUCGUGCUCGCGGGCGCCAACGCCACGGCCAUGGCAACGAUCACCACGACAACGACCACGACGACCACCGUCACCACCACCACCACCGUGGCCGCCGAGAUCGGUGACCACCCGCAGCCGCAGCACCACCACCACCACCACGGCCCCGUCUUCGUCGGCCGACAUCCGAUCCGCGUCCGCGCCUGGCCCCACCCGGACCCAAGCGAGCUCCUCAAGGCGCACCGCAUCCUUGCCGCCGUCCAGAACGCGCAGCGCAGCACCAAGCGCCGUGGCGCGGGACCCGCGAGGCCUGUCAUUGCCGUCACCCCGACCACCACCUCCGCGCUCCAGGUGCCGUCGCUGACGUCUCUGGCGCACACCCUCCGCCUCGUUGACGCCCAGCUCGUGUGGAUCGUCGUCGAGCCGGGCCACCGCACCGACGCCGUCGCCGCGGUGCUGUCCCGCUCCAACCUCGACUUCCUCCACAUCACCGGCGCUGGCGACUCCACGGCGAGCCUGCGAUUGCACGCCCUCAGGGAAAUUCGGACGAAGCGGAUGGACGGCAUCGUGGUGUUCGCUGACGAGAACAGCAUCCUCCGUACCGAGCUGUUCGACGAGGCGCAGAAGGUGACCACCGUGGGCGCCGUGCCCGUCGGCAUCCUUGGCGAGGACGACGGCACCAGCGAGUCCUUCCUCCAGGCGCCGUCGUGCGACGCGGAAGGGAACCUGGUGGGCUACCGCAUCUCGGAGGAGACCGUGUUGCCGGCGAACCGGAGCGACAUGCUGAUGUCCAGCAGGCUGGAGUGGGCCGGCUUCGUGGUGAACGCGCGGGCGCUGUGGGAGGACACCAAGGAGCGGCCGGUGUGGGUGCGCGAUCUCAGCGCCAUCGACGACGCCGACGCUCGCGCUGCCAGCCCUCUCGCGCUCGUCACCGACGCCGGCCGCGUCGAGCCGCUCGCCAGCUGUGCCCAGGCGGCUCUCGCGUGGUCGCUGCGUUCCGACAGUCUCCACGAGGUCAAAUUCCCACACGAGUGGAAAAUCGAUCCUCCACUGCUGAAUACCGGUGCCCGUCAGCAAACUGUUGAACCAGAGACACAACCGAUGCAAACUACUCUAGCAAGCACUGAAGACCAGCACUAGAGGACAUUUCUUUUUUUUUUUUCGUGGACAGUACAAGUCAGAGCAAAUCAGGCAGCUGUUGCCCCCAAUAUUUGUCAAAAGUCCACAGCAGUUGCACACUGAUGCACCGUCGGUGCCAACCGCUGCCAAAGUAACAGAAGCCGCCUCAGCUCAGCUCAUUUCUUUGGACUCUACAGAUAAAGCUACCAACAGUACAUGUAAUCUUGGACACUUCGUCGUCUAAAUCCCUUUGUAUCGACGUAUAAAAAAUAGGUAAAAAUUUUAAUUAUCCGUACCUUCGUUCCCCCUUGCUGUAGAAUAGCAUUGUAGGCAUAUUGUUUUCGUGUAAAAUAGAUGAGAGCAGGGACUUGCAAAAGUCUUGUGGUUUGGGAAUCGAAGCAUUGGUUGUACACUUGUAUGAAAUAAUGAAGAUCCAGUUUUCACUUCGUUUUCUA
This is a messenger RNA of Sorghum bicolor (sorghum), 2228 nucleotides long. RefSeq names its product probable glucuronosyltransferase Os04g0650300. The coding region runs from base 430 to 1794 and encodes 454 amino acids. Gene Ontology annotation, molecular function: xylosyltransferase activity; galactosylgalactosylxylosylprotein 3-beta-glucuronosyltransferase activity. The record is from RefSeq and is a predicted model, not a curated record. Gene Ontology annotation, biological process: glucuronoxylan biosynthetic process; plant-type secondary cell wall biogenesis. Gene Ontology annotation, cellular component: Golgi membrane. The transcript has 3 exons. NCBI's taxonomy places the organism in Eukaryota, Viridiplantae, Streptophyta, Magnoliopsida, Poales, Poaceae.